AUGUCUCAACCAUUAAGGUAUGAUUAAAUUAUUUCACUGAAACCAUCUGAAAUGGAUUACAUGUUUGAAAUAAGUGAUGGUCAUAUAAAAAUUAAAGCUUAAAUCUUUGAAAUUAAAACAAACAAGGUAGCUUCAGGAACACUUUUCUUCUAAAGUCUAUUUCAAAUAUACCCUUAAUCUUAAACUUCGAAAAUUGAUUAAGCAUUAAAAUUGGAGAGAGAAUUGCAAAAGGAGAAAUAUCAAAAAGAAAGUAUGAAACUUAAUAAAAUAAAAGAAAUGGAACAGAAGGUAUUUUAAGAAUAUAAGUAAAAUAUUGAAACAGCAGAAAAAACUAAAGAUUAAACAUUUACAAUGGCUCAACCUGUUUAGUUCUUACUGUAUAUCUCCUUUUCUUAUUUCAGUUUUUUCAAAUACAGAGGAAGAUGA
Messenger RNA from Paramecium sonneborni, 426 nucleotides. Lineage: Eukaryota; Ciliophora; Oligohymenophorea; Peniculida; Parameciidae. The record is from the annotation of a GenBank genome assembly.